CGCAUGCCAGGUACCGCGAGGUGGAGGAGACGCCACAGCAAUCUGGCAGUCUGACUUUGACCCUAACCUUAAAAGAUGUUGGAGUCAUAUGUAACUCCAAUUUUAAUGAGCUAUGUGAAUCGCUAUAUCAAGAAUUUAAAACCUUCGGAUUUACAGCUUUCACUAUGGGGUGGAGACGUGGUUCUCAGCAAGCUCGAGUUAAAGUUAGAUGUGCUGGAACAGGAACUGAAAUUACCCUUCACUUUUUUAAGCGGACAUAUUCAUGAAUUGAGAAUUCAUGUACCAUGGACAAAAUUGGGUUCAGAACCAGUGGUAAUUACCAUCAAUACAAUGGAAUGCAUAUUGAAACUUAAAGAUGGAAUACAGGAUGACCAUGAAAGCUGUGGUUCUAAUUCUACCAAUCGUAGUGCUACUGAAAACACAAAAUCAUCAGUAAAACCCCGAAGAAUUCAGCAGGCUGCUCCUACAGAUCCUGAUUUACCACCAGGGUAUGUGCAAAGUCUGAUUAGACGAGUUGUAAAUAAUGUAAACAUUGUUAUAAAUAAUCUCAUACUAAAAUAUGUUGAAGAUGAUAUUGUUCUUUCAGUCAAUAUCACUUCUGCAGAAUGCUAUACAGUGGGUGAAUUAUGGGAUCGUGCAUUUAUGGAUAUUUCUGCAACUGAUCUGGUGCUAAGAAAGGUUAUCAAUUUUUCUGACUGUACAGUUUGUCUUGAUAAACGAAAUGCCAGUGGUAAAAUAGAAUUUUACCAGGAUCCUUUACUGUACAAAUGUUCCUUCAGAACUCGUCUACAUUUUACAUAUGAUAACCUAAAUUCCAAGAUGCCAUCUGUUAUUAAAAUUCAUACCUUAGUAGAAAGUCUGAAACUUUCUAUCACAGAUCAGCAGUUGCCUAUGUUUAUUCGUAUAAUGCAGCUUGGGAUUGCUCUUUACUAUGGAGAAAUAGGCAAUUUUAAAGAUGUUGAAACAGAGGAUUCUGCUUGUCACAAUAAAGAUAUGUUAGGAAACAUUACAGGUGCUGAAGAUGAAACAAGAAUAGAUAUGCAGUAUCCUGCUCAGUACAAAGGCCAAGAGUUGUAUUCACAACAAGAUGAAGAGCAGCCACAGGGAUGGGUAUCCUGGGCUUGGUCAUUUGUGCCUGCAAUUGUGAGUUAUGAUGAUGGUGAGGAAGACUAUACUGGGAAUGAUUCUACAUUAACCAUACAUCAGCAGAAAGUACAGACUUUGAAGGAUCCUAUUGUUUCUGUAGGAUUUUACUGCACAAAGGCAACUGUGACUUUCAAACUCACUGAAAUGCAAGCUGAGAGUAGUUACUAUAGCCCACAGAAAGUAAAAUCUAAGGAAGUAUUGUGUUGGGAACAAGAAGGAACUACCAUUGAGGCCCUUAUGAUGGGAGAUCCUUUCUUUGACUGCCAGAUUGGGUUUGUAGGCUGCAGAGCCAUGUGUCUUAAAGGAAUUAUGGGUGUUAAAGAUUUUGAAGAAAAUAUGAAUAGAAGUGAAACUGAAGCCAGUUUCUUCAUUUGUGGUGAAAAUUUAAGCACAAAAGGUUUGACAUACCUUACAAAUUCAUUGUUUGAUUAUCGAAGCCCAGAAAAUAAUGGUACUCGUGCAGAAUUUAUCUUGGAUGCAGCUCAUCAUAAGGAGACAUAUACUGAGAUAGCUGGAAUGCAAAGGUUUGGGGCUUUUUACAUGGAUUACCUGUACACAAUGGAGAGCACCAGUGGCAAAGGUUCUGCAAAUCAACAAGACUUUUCUACAGGGAAAAAUGAAGAUUUGGGAACAGUUCAAGAGAAGUCUACUAAAACCCUUGUUGUAGGUCCCCUUGAUUUUCGCUUGGAUAGCAGUGCAGUACAUAGGAUUUUGAAAAUGAUUGUUUGUGCCUUGGAACAUGAAUAUGAACCAUAUAGCAGGCUAAAACCAGAAAUUAAGGAUGAAAAUGAAACAAUAUUGAAUCCUGAAGAAGUGGCUUCUUUGGAGGAGUAUAUUCCUACUCGACAUACAAGUGUAACUCUUCUCAAAUGUACCUGUACAAUUUUCAUGGCUGAGUUCAACUUGCUGGAUUGUUUGCUUCCUGUCAUUAUAGGAGGAAAGAACUCAAGUAAUUUCAUGAAUACUGCAAACUUCCAGUCUCUUCGUCCUUUGCCAUCCAUUCAGAUACUGGUGGAUAAAAUCAAUCUGGAACAUUCUGUCCCAAUGUAUGCUGAGCAUUUGGUGCAUGUGGUCAGCAGCCUUACUCAGCCUUCUGAUAAUCUGCUUCAUUAUUGCUAUGUUCACUGCUAUCUUAAGAUAUUUGGUUUUCAGGCAGGACUGACAUCUUUGGAUGUUAGUGGAUCUUACUGCUUACCUGUACCAAUUAUUCCCUCCUUCAGCACUGCUCUUUAUGGUAAAUUUCUGAAAUUCCCCACUUGCUGGACCAAAAGAUCUCAAAUUGUUAUAACUGAAGGUAUAUUUGAACUUCCAAAUCUCACAAUUCAAGCUACAAGAGCACAGACACUUCUGCUGCAAGCAAUAUAUCAAAGUUGGUCUCAUAUUGGAAAUGUUAGCUCUUCAACAGUGAAUGAAAUUUUGAUGAAUGAAGUCUUUCAAAAUAUAGGUGUGAAAUCUAAGAAUCCCCUGCCAACUCUUGAGGGCUCAAUCCAGAAUGUUGAAUUGAAGUACUGCAGCACAUCAUUGGUCAAAUGUGCCUCUGGGACCAUGGGAUCAAUAAAAAUUUGUGCCAAAGCCCCAGGUGACAGUGGAAAAGAGAAGUUGAUUCCCUUACUUCAGGGUCCUUCUGACACUAAAGACCUUCAUAGCACCAAGUGGCUCAAUGAGAGUAGAAAGCCAGAAUCUCUCUUAGCUCCAGAUUUGAUAGCCUUCACAGUCCAAGUUCCACAAUAUAUGGACUACUGCCAUAAUUCUGAAAAGGAUUCCUGGAAUAUGUAUGCUCUUAGACAUUCAGGUAAAGCUUUAGGAACCAUCUACAAGACAUCAUUGCAUACUCAUAGUCAACCUGUGGUAGCUGUUCCUCUUGUUAUGCCAAUUAGCAGAAGGAAGGAGGAUGAACUGUCUGUUGGAAGUGCACCCAUGGCAAAACAGCAGUCAUAUCAGGCCUCUGAAUAUGCCAGCAGCCCUAUAAAAACAAAAACAAUAACAGAAUCCCGACCCUUAUCAGUUCCUGUGAAAGCCAUGUUUAAUAUAUCUGAGGGCUGUAGAAGUCCUGAAGAAAGAAUGAAAGAAUUUAUUGGAAUAGUAUGGAAUGCAGUGAAGAGUCUCACACUACAGCUUGAAGUUCAGUCUUGUUGUGUCUUCAUUCCAAAUGAUAGCCUGCCUUCCCCAAGUACAAUUGUAUCUGGUGAUAUUCCUGGAACUGUAAGAAGUUGGUACCAUGGACAAACCAGCAUGCCAGGAACACUUGUCCUCUGUUUGCCUCAAAUUAAGAUUAUCAGUGCUGGUCACAAAUAUAUGGAACCUCUUGAGGAAAUUCCAUUUGUUAUCCCACGACCUAUUCUGGAAGAAGGUGAUGCUUUUCCAUGGACCAUCAACUUGCAUCAUUUCAGCAUAUAUACCCUUAUUGGAAAACAAGUGACACUUAGCUUAGUGGAACCUAUGGGUUGUACCUCUACUCUAGCUGUCACAUCUCAAAAACUACUUGCUACAGGACCUGAUGCCAGACAUUCAUUUGUUGUCUGUCUUCAUGUUGACCUGGAGUCCCUGGAGAUAAAAUGCUCUAAUCCUCAGGUCCAGCUCUUCUGUGAGUUAAUUGAUACCAUGAAGAAGGUUUGGAAUAAGAUUCAGAGGAGAGGCAAUCUUAGUUCAUUUUCAGCCUACUCAGAUACUGUGGUAGGGCCUGUCCCUAGUUCUCCAGUUCGAAGCAGUGUAGGCACAGCUCCUCCAGAUGCUAGCACAUGCAGCCCAUCUGCUGAUAUUGGAACUACUACUGAGGGAGAUUCUAUUCAGGCAGGUGAUGAUUCACCAUUCUCAGAUUCUGUUACCUUGGAACAAACUACUAGUAACAUUGGUGGAUCGAGUGGACGGGUUAGUCUCUGGAUGCAGUGGGUACUCCCCAAAAUUACAAUAAAGCUCUUUGCCCCAGAUCCUGAAAACAAAGGCACAGAGGUUUGUAUGGUCAGUGAACUAGAAGAUCUCAGUGCUUCCAUAGACGUGCAGGAUGUAUAUACCAAAGUGAAAUGUAAAAUAGAGAGUUUCAAUAUUGAUCACUAUAGAAGCAGCCUUGGGGAAGAGUGUUGGUCUUUGGGGCAAUGUGGAGGUGUCUUCCUUUCCUGUACUGACAAGCUGAACAGACGCACCUUGUUGGUUCGACCCGUCAGCAAGCAGGACCCUUUCAGUAAUUGCUCUGGCUUCUUUCCUUCUACAACUACAAAACUUCUAGAUGGUUCACAUCAGCAGCAUGGAUUUCUCUCUCUGACAUACACAAAAGCUGUAACAAAAAAUGUUCGCCACAAGUUAACAUCAAGAAAUGAACGAAGAAGUUUUCAUAAGUUAUCUGAAGGUUUAAUGGAUGGUUCCCCUCAUUUUCUUCAUGAAAUUCUUCUUUCAGCCCAAGCCUUUGAUGUUGUCCUUUGUUUCCCUUUACUUAAUGCCAUCACAAGUAUAUUUCAAGCAAAACUACCAAGGUCCCAAAAAGAGAAAAGAAAAUCUCCUGGUCAGCCCAUGAGGACCCAUACGCUGACUUCACGCAGUUUGCCUUUGAUUUAUAUCAAUACAAGUGUAAUCAGAAUUUUUGUUCCAAAAACGGAAGAAAUGAAGUCAACUAUUGAAGUCAAUCAAGCAGCAAAGGAAGACACAGUGGUUUUGAAGAUUGGUUCUGUUGCCAUGGCUCCCCAGGCUGACAAUCCCCUUGGCCGAUCUGUCCUCAGGAAAGAUAUUUACCAAAGAGCCUUGAACUUAGGAAUUCUUCGAGAUCCUGGAUCUGAAAUUGAAGAUAGACAAUACCAAAUAGACCUGCAGUCCAUCAAUAUUGGUACUGCACAGUGGGACCAACUAAAACCAGAGAAGGAAAGUGGAACAGGAGGGGUGCUUACAGAGAGUGAAAGGAAUUCUCAAAAUCCAGCCCUUGAGUGGAAUAUGGCCAGCAGCAUAAGGCGACAUCAAGAAAGGAGAGCAAUUUUGACCCCCAUUUUGACUGACUUUUCUGUACGAAUAACUGGAGCACCUGCCAUAAUUUUCACCAAAAUAAGUUCUCCAGAAAAUCUACAUACAGAGGAGAUUUUAGUAUGUGGCCAUUCCUUAGAAGUGAAUAUAACCACAAACCUGGACUUCUUCCUAAGUGUGGCUCAAGUUCAACUCUUACAUCAGUUAAUAGUCGCAAAUAUGACUGGUCUGGAACCAUCAAAAAAGGCCACAGAGGAGUUACACUUUGGCAUUCUUCUAAACAGAGAAAAGCCAGUCUUUAUAGUAACGCGGUUUGUUAUGGUUUUGGAACAAGGUGUCCCCCAAAAAGUUCCUGUUAAUGCAGGAAUAUUCAGAGUGAAAUUACUGGAUUAUGAGAGCUAUCCUGGGAAAACACUGCCUGAAGCCCUUGAUUACAACACCGUGUGGCUGCAGACAGUGCCUGGAGAAAUAGACAGCAAAAGUGGUAUUCCACCUUCCCUUGUAACGCUGCAAAUUAAAGACUUUCUUAAUGGACCAGCAGACAUCAACUUGGAUAUAUCAAAGCCUUUGAAAGCAAACCUGAGUUUUACCAAACUGGAUCAGAUGAACCAUUUUUUAAAGAAGAUAAAAAGUGCACAUGGCUUUGCACAUAGCAAAGAGACCUCUACUCUUUCAGACCCUACAGUGAAUAAAGAUGAGCUUCCAGUCUCCAAAUGUUACCAUGGAAAGUUGUCUAAACCUAAAGUACAUGGUGAUGGAGUGCAGAAGUUUUCAUUUCAAGAAAACAUGUGGAGAGCCAUUUCCUGCUUUCAAAAAAUUUCUGUCCAUACUACUCAGAUUGUGUUCUCCAUGGAAACUGUCCCCCAUCCUAAUAAACCAUGCCUGUUGGCAUCUCUAUCAAGUCUUAAUGGCAGCCUUAGUGUCAAAGCAGCACAAAAAGUACCUGGCAUAAUUCUUGGAUCGUCAUUUCUACUCAGCAUAAAUGAUUUUCUCCUUAAAACAAGUCUCAGAGAAAGAAGUCGGAUUCUCACAGGACCAUUUUGUGCUACCACUAAUCUAGAAGCUAAGUGGUGUAAACACAGUGGCAAUCUAGGGCCAGAACAGUCCAUACCAAAAAUAUCCAUCGAUUUAAGAGGUGGUCUGCUACAGGUCUUCUGGGGUCAAGAACAUUUGAAUUGUUUAGUCCUCCUUCAUGAAUUACUCAAUGGAUAUCUUAAAGAGGAGAGAAAUGUUGAAGUGCUAGUUUCUGAACCAGUACCUCAGAUGCCAUCUCCUGUGGAAAAAACUCAGGCCUUUAAAAGUGAACACAGUUCAGAUGACCUGCGGACGGGUCACUUUCAGUACAUUCAAGAUGCUGAACCUUUGAAACUCCCUGGUGUCUAUGAAGUCUUGUUUUAUAAUGAAACAGAAGAUAGCCCAGGAAUGAUGUUGUGGAGGUAUCCAGAACCCAGAGUACUCACCCUUGUACGAAUAACUCCUGUACCUUUCAACACCACAGAGGAUCCAGAUAUUAGCACAGCAGACCUGGGUGAUGUGCUACAGGUUCCUUGUAGUCUGGAAUACUGGGAUGAACUCCAGAAGGUUUUUGUUGCAUUUCGAGAAUUUAGUCUGUCUGAAAGCAAAGUUUGUGAACUGCAGUUGCCGGACAUCAAUCUUGUGAAUGACCAGAAGAAACUGGUAUCCUCAGAUCUUUGGAGAAUUGUCUUGAAUAGCAGCCAAAACGGAGUUGAUGACCAAAGCUCUGCAAGUGAAUCUGGUUCUCAAAGCACUUGUGAUCAGCUUGUAACUCCAACAGCCCUGGCCGCCUGUACCAGAGUUGACUCCUGUUUUACCCCGUGGUUUGUACCGUCUCUUUGCAUGUCCUUCCAGUUUGCUCACCUGGAGUUCCAUCUCUGUCAUCAUCUUGAUCAACUAGGCACAGCUUCACCACAAUACCUACAGCCAUUCAUUUUUGAUAAAAAUAUACCAUCUGAACUAGAAUACAUGAUUGUUUCCUUCAGAGAACCACACAUGUAUUUUCGACAAUGGAAUAAUGGUUCUAUCUGCCAGGAGAUCCGGUUCUCAGCUCAAGCAGACUGUAAACUUCUAGAAUGCAGAAAUGUUACAAUGCAAAGUGUAGUAAAGCCUUUCAGCAUCUUUGGACAAAUUGCAGUUUCCAGUGAUGCAGUGGGAAAGCUGCUUGACUGCACCUUGACAGUGGACUCCAUAUUUAUAAACUUUGGACAGCAUGUAGUUCAUUCUCUAAACACUGCAGUACAAGCUUGGCAACAGAACAAAUGCCCUGAGGUAGAGGAGUUGGUCUUCAGCCAUUUUGUGAUCUGUAAUGACACACAGGAGACACUGCGGUUUGGCCAGGUGGAUACUGACGAAAAUAUUCUGCUGGCGAGUCUCCACAGUCACCAGUACAGCUGGCGCUCUCACAAAUCCCCACAGCUGUUGCACAUCUGUAUUGAAGGUUGGGGCAAUUGGCGUUGGUCAGAACCCUUCAGUGUGGACCACGCUGGGACGUUUAUUAGAACAAUUCAGUACAAGGGUCGAACUGCAUCACUCAUAAUCAAGGUUCAACAACUCAAUGGAGUGCAAAAACAGAUUAUCAUCUGUGGAAGACAGAUCAUCUGUAGUUAUUUGUCUCAAAGCAUAGAACUAAAAGUCGUUCAGCAUUAUAUUGGACAAGAUGGACAAGCUGUAGUUCGAGAACAUUUUGACUGCCUCACAGCCAAACAAAAAUUACCUUCGUACAUAUUAGAAAACAGUGAACUGACAGAGUUGUGUGUGAAGGCCAAAGGAGAUGAAGACUGGUCAAGAGACGUGUGCCUAGAAUCCAAAGCCUCUGAGUAUAGCAUUGUCAUCCAGGUGCCAUCUUCAAACAGUUCCAUUAUUUAUGUCUGGUGUACAGUUUUGACUUUAGAACCCAACUCUCAAGUGCAACAACGAAUGAUUGUGUUCAGCCCUCUUUUUAUCAUGAGAAGUCAUCUUCCAGACCCCAUUAUCAUACAUUUGGAGAAAAGGAGUCUGGGAUUGAAUGAAACACAGAUUAUUCCAGGAAGAGGGCAGGAAAAACCACUGCAAAACAUAGAACCUGAUCUUGUACAUCACCUAACAUUUCAAGCAAGAGAAGAAUAUGACCCUUCAGAUUGUGCUGUCCCCAUCUCAACAGCCCUAAUUAAACAAAUAGCCACUAAGAUACACCCUGGAGGUACAGUUAAUCAGAUCCUUGAUGAAUUCUAUGGGCCAGAAAAAUCUCUCGAACCCACAUGGCCCUAUAUUAAGAAGGAUUCUGACAGGAAUGAACAGCUGAGUCAGUGGGAUAGCCCAAUGCGAGUGAAGCUGUCGAUCUGGAAGCCAUAUGUUAGAACUUUGUUGAUAGAACUUCUGCCCUGGGCCCUGCUUAUCAAUCAGUCCAAGUGGGACCUCUGGCUGUUUGAAGGAGAGAAGAUUGUUCUACAGGUUCCUGCUAGCAAAACUAUUAUUCCUCCUAAUUUUCAGGAAGCUUUUCAGAUUGGAAUAUAUUGGGCAAAUACAAACACUGUGCACAAGUCAGUAGCAAUUAAACUAGUCCAUAACCUGACAUCUCCAAAGUGGAAAGAUGGAGGUAAUGGUGAAGUCGUGACAUUGGACGAAGAAGGGUUUAUUGAUGCUGAAAUAAGACUUGGUGCUUUCCCAGGACAUCAGAAGUUGUGUCAGUUCUGCAUUUCUUCUAUGGUACAGCAAGGUAUACAGAUUAUUCAGAUUGAAGACAAGACUACAGUAAUCAAUAACACACCGUAUCAGAUAUUUUAUAAACCACAGUUAUCUGUCUCCAAACCCCAUUCUGGAAAAGAGUAUUUUCACAUUCCGGACAGUGCUACUUUCAGCAUUUGCCCAGGUGGAGAGCAGCCGGCUAUAAAAUCCAGCUCCCUUCCUUGCUGGGAUUUAAUGCCUGAUGUUGGGCCAUCAGUAUUGGACACAUCCUUGCUUCAGAAACAGAUUUUGCUGGGCUUUUCUCCUGCCACAGGUGCCAACAGCUCACAGUGUUGGAGCCUGCCAGCUCUAGUUAAACAAGAGUUUCCCCGACAGAGUGUGGCAGUGCCCCUUGGGAAUUCUAGGGAAAAUGGAUUCUGUACCAGGGCUAUAGCAUUGACAUAUCAAGAACACUUUGGAGUGACUUAUUUAACCCUCUCAGAAGACCCUAGUCCUCGAGUCAUUCUCCACAACAGAUGCCCAGUAGCAGUGCUUAUAAAGGAAAACAUUAAAGACAUCCCAAAAUUUGAGGUUUAUUGCAGAAAAAUUCCUUCUGAGAGUUCAGUUCAUCAUGAGCUCUAUCAUCAGAUUUCCAGUUAUCCAGACUGCAAGACCAAAGACUUACUUCCUAGCCUUUGUUUGAGAGUAGAGUUGCCAGAUGAAAUAACUACUGAGUGGAGUGAUGCUGUUGACAUCAACAGUCAGGGGACGCAGGUUGUGUUCCUCACUGGCUUUGGCUAUGUGUAUGUGGAUGUUUUCCAUCAGUGUAGCACAGUCUUCAUCACUGUGGCCCCAGAAGGAAAAGCAGGAUCUAUUUUAACCAACACCAACAGAACUCUGGAGAAGACCAUUACCUUUAGAAUGUUCAUCACCCAGUUGAGCCUGGCAGUAUCGGAUGAUCUCACCCACCACAGAGCAUCAUCUGAACUCCUGAGGCUCACACUGGACAAUGUUUUUCUGCACAUGGCUCCUGUGGCUGGCAUUCUUCCGGGGGAGGAGCCUGCUGCCGCUCUCUUUCAGCUUCACUGUGUGGAGGUGUAUUGUGGGGAUCUGCAGUUGGACAACCAGCUCUAUAACAAGUCCAACUUCCACUUUGCUGUCUUGAUCUGCCAGGGAGAAAAAACAGAACCUACUCAGUGUUCCAAAGGGCAGAGUCUCCUUGCCUCCAGCAGAGAUCUGGAAGAAUACAAGGAGAACUGCUUUAUCAAGGUCCGCGUCACCUUAACUGAGGGCAAGAGUGUCCCACUGGAUGUCAACGAGUUCAGCUUUGAAUUGAAACCUGCCCGAUUAUAUGUGGAAGACACAUUUGUAUACUACAUCAAAACCUUGUUUGAUACUUACCUUCCUCACAGCAGGCUGGCUGGUCACCCCCCACAGCUCUCUGGGGGAAAGCAGGUGCUACCUCUGCAAGUGAGACAACACGCCAGGGCUUUGGUGAAUCCAGUGAAGUUACGGAGACUGGUGAUCCAGCCAGUGAAUCUGCUUGUCAGCAUCCACGCAUCUCUCAAGCUAUACAUAGCCUCUGACCACACUCCACUCUCCUUCUCUGUGUUUGAAAGAGGACCCAUCUUCACCACUGCGAGACAGCUUGUGCAUGCCCUGGCAAUGCACUAUGCUGCUGGUGCCCUCUUUAGAGCAGGCUGGGUGGUGGGGUCUCUGGAGAUCCUUGGCAGCCCAGCAAGCUUGGUGAGGAGCGUGGGGAAUGGGAUCGCUGACUUCUUCAGACUUCCAUAUGAGGGACUGACCCGAGGCCCAGGAGCUUUCGUGAGUGGAGUUUCCCGAGGGACAACAUCAUUCGUGAAGCACAUUUCCAAAGGUACCCUCACAUCCAUCACCAACCUGGCCACCAGCCUGGCCCGGAACAUGGACCGGCUCUCGCUGGAUGAGGAGCACUACAACCGGCAGGAGGAGUGGCGGCGGCAACUGCCUGAGAGCCUGGGCGAGGGGCUGCGACAGGGCCUGUCCCGGCUGGGCAUCAGCCUGCUCGGUGCAAUUGCUGGUAUAGUGGAUCAGCCGAUGCAGAACUUCCAGAAAACAUCCGAGGCUCAGGCUUCAGCCGGACACAAGGCCAAGGGUGUUAUCUCUGGUGUGGGGAAAGGAAUCAUGGGGGUGUUCACGAAGCCCAUUGGAGGAGCUGCUGAGCUCGUGUCACAGACCGGCUACGGUAUUUUACACGGAGCUGGACUUUCUCAGCUUCCCAAACAGCGCUAUCAGCCAAGUGAUCUACAUGCUGACCAGGCUCCAAACAGCCAUGUCAAAUAUGUCUGGAAAAUGCUCCAGUCUCUGGGCAGACCAGAAGUCCACAUGGCCUUGGAUGUGGUUCUCGUGAGAGGUUCAGGCCAGGAACAUGAAGGGUGCCUGCUGCUGACCUCAGAAGUACUCUUCGUAGUGAGUGUCAGCGAGGACACGCAGCAACAGGCCUUCCCCGUCACAGAGAUAGACUGCACACAGGACAGCAAGCAAAGCAGCCUGCUCACUGUGCAGCUCAAGCAGCCGAGAAUGGCCUGUGAUGUGGAGGUAGACGGAAUCCGAGAGAGACUGUCAGAGCAACAAUACAACAGACUUGUGGACUAUAUCACAAAGACGUCUUGUCACCUGGCCCCCAGCUGCUCUUCCAUGCAAACACCAUCCCCUGUGGUGGCUGUGGAACCUCCCCUUUCCACUGUUAAAACAUACCAUUAUUUGGUGGACCCACAUUUUGGUCAGGUCUUCAUUAGUAAAUUUACCAUGGUGAAGAAUAAAGCCCUAAGGAAAGGGUUCCCUUGAAUCCCUUCUAAGAUGAUGAUUCUUGCUUGUGCAGUUUAUUUUUUAAACAAAGAACCUAGAGGUUAGCCAAGAGAUAUGGAAUCAAUGAUGAAUAAAAAGAAGAAAAAAAAAAAAGAGAACCUAGAGAUUAGCUCUAACAUUCAUUGUGGACAAAAGACCAACACUUUUCGGUGGUUCAGGUAUUGUAACUUCUAAAAUUAUCUUAGCAUCUUUCUCCCUAAAAACAAAUUAGAUACUUUAAGAUGGGGAUGGGGUUCCUUUACCAUUUGAAGACAGUGAUUAAAACAAUGCCGUUUGCUAAAAUUUUCACAAUUAUUUGGACCUGUUAAUGCUCUGCUCUACAGAAAAAUACAUGGUUAGGCCUUAGAAUGCAGAGCCAGAGUUAAAACUUCAUCCCUAAUUCCAUCUGUUUUGGGGGACUGAGAUACCACCUCUGCCCAAUACCCCUUUUUUGCAAAGGUUGAUUCUUUAAGUGAAAUGAACUUAGAACUCUGCUGGUUAACUUGUUAAAUUUGCUUAACUACAGCAACAUUAUUUUAGUGAAAGCUACUACGUGUAUUCCCUCCAAAGUCUGCAUUUUACUGAAAUUCACAAAACAGUCUAUGACUCUGGGUACAUUUUAGAAAAAUGUUCUUCCAGUUUGUGUUUUAAAUAGACAAGCUAAAAAUCAUUUGUAUUUACCAAUGACAGACCUGAAGUACUCAGGUGAGUUUCUUUAGUUCCACAAAUAACAUGUUAGGAAGUCCUGGAAGGGGAGCCAAGAACACAACAUUAAUACUAGCAAUGACAUCAGUCCAGAUAGUUUAUUUUUCUGAGUGAUUUGAUAAAGCAUGAAGAUAUUGCUAAAUAUUAUUUUGCAUCUCAGAUUGGGUUUGACUCAGGGUCUAGAGUUACCAGAUAACUUAAAUGUUCAGUAAGUAUCUUUCUCAUGGUCUAAUUAAUUAAAUUUGUCUUAUUACUUUCAAACUUGGGCCUAUAACUUAUUGCCUACAAUUGUGAAAUUCUAAGAAAAUGCAAUUUUAAAGCCAACUGAUCUUUGAACUCUCACAGAGGUGUAGGCACAAGUCACCACUACAUCACUGUUAAAGGAAAGCAAGACUGUUUGUUAAUGGACAAUUCAGGUUGUAUAUGAAAAAUGGCUCCUCAGUUUGUUAUAUAUACUUGUUUAGGAAAGUGACAGUUUUGUCAAUCCCAAGAGUAACUAUUUUUAAGAAUGUAAAUAUGUACUAAUUCUUGUAUGUUUUAUGGUAAUUUUGCAUACUGCUAAGAACUGUUAUGUAAAGUUGUUUAAAAUAAAAGGUGUCCUUGAAUUUCA
Messenger RNA from Marmota flaviventris (yellow-bellied marmot), 12892 nucleotides. NCBI's taxonomy places the organism in Eukaryota, Metazoa, Chordata, Mammalia, Rodentia, Sciuridae. The record is from RefSeq and is a predicted model, not a curated record.